Aphidius gifuensis is the source of this 1398-nucleotide messenger RNA. RefSeq names its product cysteine-rich venom protein DIS1-like. The coding region runs from base 583 to 1398 and encodes 271 amino acids. Gene Ontology annotation, cellular component: extracellular region. The transcript has 6 exons. NCBI's taxonomy places the organism in Eukaryota, Metazoa, Arthropoda, Insecta, Hymenoptera, Braconidae. The record is from RefSeq and is a predicted model, not a curated record.
AAAAUAAUAAAAAAAAAUAAAUUACGAUUUAAAAACAAAAAAAAAAAGAAAAAAAAAGGGGGCGGAGGGAGUGAAAUGAACUACUGAUUUAUAGCUGGUGGGUUAAGGUUGAACUGGUCGAUUAUGUUUGUGCUAUGUAUGCAGGGCCAACCAGCCCGACGAUUUUAUAUGGACCAACUUAAAACCUCAAAUCACGGUUAUUUCUUAGAUCAGGUCGAUGGGCCAUUUGGAUCACACGUAGUUCAAGAGGCACAAUAAAAAAAUUUAUAUAUUCAUAAAUAAAUUUUUUUUAUAUUUUAUUUAUCAUAACAUUUAGUAUAAACAAAAAAAUUAAAUAAAUAAAUAAACUUAUUAAAAGAAAAUUAUAAGAAAAAACAUUAAUUUUUUAAAAUAACUUUCAAGUGUUUUUUUUUUUUAUUAAGUGUGUGUGCUUUAAUAAUUUUGUGUUAUCUGAUAUUGUGUUGUAUCAUAUGAUAACGAGAUAAUUGUUUGUGGUAAUUACAUAUUACAUAUAGGAAACAAUUUGUGCACAGUUAAUAUUUGAUCAAUAUUGAGAGUGGUAUCAGAUAUUAAAAAAUAAUAAUGAAGUACCUAUGGUUAUUUGUGGUGAUUGCUACCACUUUGCCCUCAGCUGUACCCUGGCAAACGGAUCGCAGUAAGCCGAUGCCACGGUUGUAUGGCGAUAAAAUUCCCACGAGGGUUUUAACAACAAGCAACAAAAAAGUUCAAAGGAAAAUUGUGCUUUACCACAAUUUCUUUCGGACUCGUGUGAAUCCACCUGCUGCAAACAUGCUUACAAUGAGAUGGCAUAAUGGAGCUGCUAAAGCUGCACAAAAAUGGGCUGAAGCAUGUUAUGCUCUGACUCAUGACAAUGCAACUGGUCUUCAUAUUGAUGCAUUUGGCAGUUGUGGUCAAAAUAUAUUCAUCUCAACAGCUCAAGUACCAUGGUUUUUUACAAUAAAAACAUGGUUUUCAGAAUAUGAAGUUUUUAAAUAUGGAGCACAUGCAAAUAAUGACUUAAGUCUUGUCGGUCAUUAUACACAAAUGGUCUGGGCACCGACUCAUCGAGUUGGUUGUGGCUGGGCUAAAUGUAACGGAACAAGAGGACCUCAAGGAAGACCCUAUUUUAGUUACGUAUGUAACUAUUGUCCUGCGGGAAAUCAUCCAGAUCAUCUUGGAACACCUUAUAAAUCAGGUCCUUCAUGUAGCAGCUGCAAGGAACAUUGCCGAGUUGGUAAGCUUUGUAAAAAUGCAUGUCCAUGGGCUGAUUUGUGGGCCAAUUGUCUUCAACUAUAUGAAACUUGGCCAGACUGGUUGUGUCAAAGUGAUACUCAACAAGGCCAUGAAAGACGUCAAUUUUGUCGGGCAACAUGUAGAUGCCGUGAUAAAAUUGUUUGA